GCCCAAACCAAAACCUCCAUUUCUUUUGUACUUUCGGUGGCACGGCACCCAUGUGGCCAAGCACAUGAUUUUGAUUCUUAACCAAAAACUAUCACAUAUUACCGAACAAUUACUUUUGCAACUAAUCCUCAUUAAUUCUUGCGUUCACGAUUAGUUCGGCGAAUAAUGCUCAUCAAGAUUAUUACAGUCACAAUUUGUUUCAAGUCGUAGUAGUAUCUUGUUGUGUGUGGGAAGAGUUUGGUAUGACCUGUAGCUGCAGCCUUCCAAGUAAGACGAUUAGCCGGAGCUCUGCCAACUGCAGCCUGCGUAGCGGGUUGCUGAGCGACGUUUCAUCGGUUUAUCUGUCCUACGCCUUCUGCAAGAGGUCUUUGAUGAGACAAAACGAUGCAAAGGCGUUCGUAAGAGUUUGGAAAGUCAUGGAGAUGUGCUACAAGAUCUUGGGGGAGGGGAAGAUGGUCAACCAACGGGAGUUGUUCUACAAGCUCCUCUCGGACUCUCCCAAAUAUUUCAGUUGUAUGCGCCAUGUCAACCGAACCAUUCAAGACGUUGUGUCCUUGCUCCGGUGUACAAGGCAGAGCCUAGGAGUCAUGGCAUCAAGCAGAGGGGCACUGAUUGGGCGGCUCAUCGUGCAUGAACCGAAAGAAGAACACAUUGACUGCUCUAUUCUUGGACCUUCCGGGCAUGCAAUUACUGGAGACCUGAACCUGCUGAGCAAAUUAAAUUUGUGUUCAGAUGCUCGGUAUAUUAUUGUAGUGGAGAAGGAUGCCAUAUUUCAGAGGCUGGCUGAAGACCGCUUGUAUAAUCAGCUCCCUUGUAUCCUAGUCACUGCAAAAGGAUAUCCUGAUCUAGCUACGAGGUUUUUCUUGCAUCGACUGAGCCAGACUUUUCCAAAUAUGCCAAUUUUUGCAUUAGUGGAUUGGAACCCAGCAGGGCUUGCUAUAUUGUGCACUUACAAAUAUGGAAGCAUAUCAAUGGGUUUGGAGUCAUACAGAUAUGCUUGCAAUGUGAAAUGGCUUGGCCUAAGAGGGGAUGAUCUGCAGCUUAUCGCCGAGAGCGCAUUGCAAGAGCUGAAGCCACGUGAUUUGCAGAUUGCGAAAAGCUUGCUGUCAUCUAAAUUUCUGCAGGAGAAUCACAGAGCUGAGCUGACACUGAUGGUCGAGCGGGGCAAGCGUGCGGAGAUCGAAGCCCUCUACUGCCACGGAUUCGAUUUCCUGGGGAAGUACAUUGCGAGGAAGAUUGUACAGGGUGAUUACAUUUGACAGUGCAAGGCUGUCAGUUUGUUUCUCUGGUUGUGUUGAGCGCUGGAAUGUUAGCGCGAGCUAAUUGGCUGGUGAAAUCUGGUUUCGUCCAGUGCCUGAGGAUUGGCAGGGUGAUAUGGAAUUAUAUAUACAAGAUUAACUUGUUUUUGUUACUCAUAGUGUGGAAUGAGGAUUGUUGAUCUUA
Messenger RNA from Phragmites australis (common reed), 1443 nucleotides. RefSeq names its product meiotic recombination protein SPO11-2. NCBI's taxonomy places the organism in Eukaryota, Viridiplantae, Streptophyta, Magnoliopsida, Poales, Poaceae. Gene Ontology annotation, cellular component: nuclear chromosome. Bases 243 to 1259 code for a protein of 338 amino acids. Gene Ontology annotation, molecular function: ATP binding; DNA topoisomerase type II (double strand cut, ATP-hydrolyzing) activity; DNA binding. Gene Ontology annotation, biological process: meiotic DNA double-strand break processing; meiotic DNA double-strand break formation; reciprocal meiotic recombination. The transcript is spliced from 10 exons. The record is from RefSeq and is a predicted model, not a curated record.